UCGGGUGGAGGAUUGUGUUAGUUUGCGCUGUGUUUAUUGUUAAGGUUGUGUGGAUUAGCACUGGGAUGCCCGGUUUAUAUAUAUAACAGUCACACUUUAGCUUUAGGACGAGUUAAAGGGGUGCGGUAUGUACCGGUUUAGUACGUAUUGUUCUAUUCACUAAGCAGUUUAACGUCGUUAUUUUUUUUUCUUCACGGGGAGCCAGAUUAGCUUAUAAAGCAGGCCACUCAUUGCUGUUGUUGAUACUGGUAAAUGUUUUGUGUACGUGUGUUUUUGACCAGCAGCUGUGUAGGUUGUGCUAGUUCCAUUUUAUAAUCGGUUAAAAUCGAUUUGUAUGUGCGUAGCUGGAAUGUAAGAAUCUGUAGAGCGGGAACCGACACGGAGCCGACGGCCCGGAGGAGGGAGGAAGAUCAGGAAGGAGGACAGGCUGGGAGCUGAACAAUUCAAACAUCUGAAAACGACAGGCUCCAGAGUAUCCGGUUUCCAUGACAGCUGCAGUUUCUCGUUUCUAACACACGACUCUAGGAAAUGUGAUCAUAAAGUCAUGAAUCCGCUCCCGACUUGAUCUCCACUUGUGUCCGAGUUCCCCCCCAUCAUCUGUCACUGGUUCGAUCCGCUUAUGGCCAACUCUGUAGCGUUGGUGGUCCAAGCAGAACUCCUGCCGCCCCAGUCCGCUCCUCCCCUCUCCUCAUUCCCAUCCCUGCUGGGACCAGGAGAGGAUGGGGAGGAGGACAGGGAUGGAGGGCAGCUGGUGGAUGGAAACAAGGGGGUAGUGGAAGGUGGAGAGGAGGUGGUUCUGGAUGUUGUUGCUUCGUCUGGAUCAGAUCUGCCUUCAGCUCAGCAGCCAGAGCAAUCAGAACAUCCUUUCCAGUGUCUGGACUGUGGGAAGAGCUUCAGGUGGUCAUCCAGGUUAACCCACCACCAACGCAGCCACAACAAUGAGAGACCAUACCGCUGCAACCUCUGCCCCAAGGCCUUUAAAGGCUCCUCUGCUCUUCUCUACCACCAGCGGUCUCACUCAGGAGAGAAGCCUUAUAAAUGUGAGGACUGUGGCAAAGCCUUCAAACGCUCCUCUCUUCUCCAGGUCCAUCGGAGUAUUCACACCGGAGUUCGGGCCUUCUUAUGUCCUUACUGCCCGCUAACUUUCAAAUGGAGCUCUCACUACCAGUAUCAUCUGCGGCAGCACACUGGGGAAUGCCCAUACCCAUGUGACAUCUGUCCCAAAGCGUUCAAGAACUCAAGCAGCCUGCGGCGACACAAGAACGUCCAUCUCGGCCUAAAGCCUUACACGUGUUCAGUGUGUAGCAAGUGCUUUACUCAGUCCACGAACCUGCGGCAGCACAUGAGAAUACACACAGGAGAGAGGCCGUACGUCUGCGGCGACUGCGGUCGACGCUUCACGCAUUCGUCGAACCUGGCUUUGCACAAGAACUCUCAUAAUAACGCAGGAGUCAAAGAGGGCAAGAGGGGAGAGGGCCGAGAGAAGGGGAAUGAGGUAGUGGAGGUGGUGGUUGGGGCGGAAGAAGUCACAUCAACCAUGUUGACAGACAUGGUGGGUUUCGUGAGCCAGGAGGGAACUGACGGAGUCGGAGUAGGAAUGGAAGAAGUGUUCCUGACAACUACCUCCUCUGGUCAGAAUCCGAGCCUUCUCCCGCAGCUCACCCUGGCGCCUUCUGGGGAGGACGUGUGCACAUCCAGGGCCAUUGGGACGGAGGUUCAUCUGAGCACCGACAGUGGGGCCAGCGUGCUGUUGUACAGCUGCGGCAGCUGCAGCCACACGUUUGGCACUCGAACGGACCUGGAGCAGCACCAGGCCAUCCACAUGGUUACUAGUGAACAGGACUCAGCCGGCGAGGCGGGGCAUGGGGCUGGGAUGGUGGUCGGAGAUGGACUUGUGGGAGCUGGACACCUGCUGGCUGACUUUGAAGAGGUAGUGGAGACCACCACUGUGGCUGAAAGUGGACAUACGACCGAGGUGCUCCUUGGUUUGGCAGAAAGGGUCGAUGGCAGUAACGCUAAUGUGAGCACAACCCAGGCCCAGUUUGACCUGCUGCAGAGCUUCACAGAGGUGACUCAGAGCUCAGAGGCUGUGCAGCCAGAGGCCAGAACCACAUGGGCCGGGUUGUCAUGUGGCUACUGCAGUAAGACCUUCAAGACCAGUGCAGGCCUCAAUAGACAUGUGUCACUGAUGCACCCUCUUCCAUCGCAGUCACGCUCCCAGUUCAGCUGCUCCGCCUGUGACCGCUCUUUCCCUCUGCUCUCAUCACUCCUCACCCACCAGCACUCCCACACCCCAGAGCAACGCCUCCUGGCCGAAGCAGAGGCAGAGAUAGUGUGUCCUCCAUCCCUUUCCCUGUCUCUGCCUCUACCCUCCUCCCCCAGCCAGGCUGACAAGCAACAUGAGGACCAGAGGGAGAUCCAUGUCAACAUCAUCACAGUCGAAGAGGAGACGGAGGAGCACCAGCCCAAACCCGCUAAAGCCCCUAAAAAGGCAGGAUCUGGCAAGAGUCUUCCUGCUGGAGAGAGGCCCUACCGCUGUUCGGAUUGUGGAAAGGCCUUUAAAGGUUCCUCAGGACUGAAGUACCACAUGCGGGAUCACACCGGAGAAAGGCCGUAUCGCUGCACUGAGUGUGGAAAGAGCUUCAAGAGAUCCUCUCUGCUCUCAAUCCAUCAACGAGUGCACACAGGGGUAAGGGCGUUCCAGUGUCCUCACUGCCCCCUCACCUUCAAAUGGAGCUCCCACUACCAGUACCACCUGCGGCAGCACACUGGGGAAAGACCAUAUGUAUGUAAAGAGUGUGGCAAGUCCUUCAAGAACACCAGCUGCCUGCGGAGGCACAGUCAGAUGCACUCUGGGCUCCGGCCUCAUACGUGCUCCAUCUGCUCCAAGUCUUUCUCCCAGACGUCAAAUCUCAAACAGCAUGAAAGAACGCAUUCUGGCGAGAGACCGUUCCAGUGCACACACUGCAGUAAAAGCUUUACACACUCCUCCAACCUGCAGCUCCAUCUCCGAACGCACUCCACACGCAAGGACUACAAAUGCCCGUUCUGCUCCAAGGCGUUUGUCAUGCACUCUUAUUUGCAGAGACAUAUUCGAACCCACGGGAACAGCGUUUCCCUCCCUUGCCCCGGAGGCAGAGGUAAGGACGGCGUGGCUGUGAAGGCCAGCGUGGGCGGAGUCACAACCACCACCACCCUGCUCAAUCCCAUCACCCUGGAAACCACAGGAAACAACGGCAGCCUGAUCGUGUCCCAGCCAGCACUUAACAUCCCCCCUAACACCUCCCAGAACUACUUCAUGAUUCAGACGACGAACGGCCUGCAACUCAUCCCUCUGUCGCCUCCUGCUCCUCCCCCUCCUCCUCCUCCACCUCCUCCAUCUCAGUCACAAAACUUUCUCCUCCUUCAGUGUCCCGCCACUAAUGGCAGCCAGUCCAGGCUGAUUCUCCUCCCCACAGCAAACAACCCUCCACCACCUCCAGAUCCGCAGUCCUUUCAUAUCCUUCAAACCGUACAAGCAUUCCAGCCCGUCCUUGGCCAAACACAGACUCGGAUCCCCCAGUUUCAAACCAUAUCCCAGCAACAGCAGCACGCCAAUAUCAUUAUUACAAACACUACUCCCUCUCAGGUUGCCAAUGAGAACCACAGCAUCUCGGCCCUGCUGACCAAGCCCAUUUUAGGGAAGAGCACACGGACGGCGCGGGGCCGGCGUGGCCGCAAACCAUCGGCUGCUCUGAAGAAAACCACAGCGGCUCCCAUAAAUCUGAGGGUAGGCGCUGCUGCUCAAGUGGCAAACUCUAACACUGCAGGCGACAUUCGUAUUACUGCUGAUAACACUAAUGCAGGCUCGGAGCUGUCCAGCUCUGCUGCCAAAACGCUUGCAUCCUCCCCCGCUGUAGCCCUCAAAGCAGCCUCCUCAGAAUCACUGCCAAACACCUCGAACGCAACCGUUUCACUUUCUGCUACCCCUGAAGACAUUCCUCCUUCAUCUAUGAAUCAGAACGGUAAAGAGGAAGCUAUGGCGGGGAAAGAGUUUCUGCUGUGCUUUGAAAACACAGAGCAACCGAAGGAUGGGCUGAAUGUAAAGGAGGGUGGGGAGCCGUACGUGUUACAGUUUGAAGGAAGUCCAUCAGGGGGGGCGGGAGAUCAAGGGAUCGAUGUAGAGAGGAAGUCCAUUGUGUUGCAGUUUAAGACAGGCCGACAAGAUGAAGGUGAAAAGGGGGGAAAUAAGGAGGGGGUUAUGACACUUCUGCAUGAAUGGGGAGAGGGAAAGCACGGUGGGAGUCAGGCAGUUGGGGAGGGAAGUCAGGGGGAGUCGUACGUCCUUCAUUUUCACACCGAAGCUCAGGAAAGUUCUCCACCAGGUGCCGCCUUCAACCGAGGACAAGACAACGGUCUUGAGCUUUCCUGCUCAGCAACCCAAGCCUUCGUCCCCAUCGACGGACAGGAGGUGGUGUUCGACCAGAUGGAGCCAGAGGCCGAGCAGAGCGUGCAGAUGAUAGCGCUGAUCGAUGGCGAAGAGGAAAUGAUGGGAGAAGGUGGGGCAGCCUGCAAUGCCGCGGCUGAGGACGAGGAAGGGAUGAAGAGCAUAUUCCAGCUGGAAAACGGAGACGAGAUCGUUAUAAUCGAGGUCAGCACCAGCCAGCUGAGAGGUGAGGAGGGGGAGAUCUCCCCUAGCAGCCACGUGAAAGGGGAAGGCGUAACGGCCAACAUGAAGGAAAAGUCCGCAAAAGAAAACACAUCAGAAGGACAAACACCCGAAGACUCAAUAAAAAACUGCACUAUAUCAAACUCUGGGGAGCUAAAGUUCUCUGAGUGAUGAUGGGGUCAGUGAGAAGGUGAAUGAGCCACUAUGUGGGCUGUUUGGUAGCACUUUAGUCAUUGGAGGUCUGGAAGUGAGAACGGACAUGCAGUUCAAGGAUUGUUGUGUGUAAUGCCAUGGUGCCGCUUUCUAGAAAUGUUAUACAUUUAAAUAGGCUAAAUCAUGGACUUUCUGUUAUUCCUAAAUGCUUUAGUUAAAUUAUACUGUCACCGGCAGUUUGUUUAAGUAGGAUUUUUGUUAAGUGUUGUACAUGGGACACUUUCCUCUCAGUGUUAAUAGCAAAUAGUAACUAAUUAAUAAUAAAUUUGUUAAUAUAUUUUGUUUGACUUAUUGAACAACAAAAGGAGGACAUUAUGUUCAUGUACAAGUUGACAUGAAAAGUGGAGGAGUGGCAUGAAAAUAUCACUUUAUUACUCAAGUUUUUAGAUUUUAUAUUAUGAUAACUCUGAAUUCCCAGUGGCUUUCGAAUGCAACGUUGUUUUACAUUUAAAGUAAGGUCUGAAAAUGCAUGUUUUACAUGAUUUCAAUUGCUAUUCAAAUUUGUUUUGACUGCAGUUAAUAACUGUUAAAUCAGCAUCACAAGAUUUUCCUACAAUAAAAU
Molecule: messenger RNA, 5423 nt
Organism: Cyprinodon variegatus (sheepshead minnow)
Lineage: Eukaryota; Metazoa; Chordata; Actinopteri; Cyprinodontiformes; Cyprinodontidae
Gene: znf628
Product: zinc finger protein 628
Exons: 8
Coding region: 620-4819 (1399 amino acids)
Biological process (GO): regulation of transcription by RNA polymerase II
Molecular function (GO): RNA polymerase II cis-regulatory region sequence-specific DNA binding; DNA-binding transcription factor activity
Source: RefSeq, a predicted model, not a curated record